Messenger RNA from Mesoplodon densirostris (Blainville's beaked whale), 1509 nucleotides. RefSeq names its product NHERF family PDZ scaffold protein 4 (gene NHERF4). Bases 1 to 1509 code for a protein of 502 amino acids. The transcript has 11 exons. Lineage: Eukaryota; Metazoa; Chordata; Mammalia; Artiodactyla; Ziphiidae. Gene Ontology annotation, biological process: protein localization to plasma membrane. The record is from RefSeq and is a predicted model, not a curated record. Gene Ontology annotation, cellular component: apical plasma membrane. Gene Ontology annotation, molecular function: signaling receptor binding; protein-membrane adaptor activity.
AUGGAAGCAGCUGCAGAUCGUCAGGACACAGCUUCCUUGGCCCCGAAGUUUGAGUUUAACCCCAAACUGGGCAUUGAUAAUCCUGUGCUCUCCCUGGCUGAAGACCACGAGCCCUCUGAUCUCUGGAGCCUGGAACGACCUCGCUUCUAUCUGCUGAACAGAGAGGAGGGCAGGAGUUUUGGCUUCCACUUGCAGCAGCAGCGGGGCAGGGCUGGGCAUGUGGUGUGCAGGGUGGAGCCAGGCACCUCUGCCCAGCGCCAGGGUCUUCGGGAAGGAGACUGGAUCCUGGGGGUGAACAACCAUGUCGUGGAACAUGAAGACUAUUCAGUGGUGAUACGCCGCAUCCGGGCCAGCGGUCCUCGGGUAUUGCUGACGGUUUUGGCGCAGCACGUGCAUGAGGUGGCCCGAGCUCAGUGGGGGAACGAUGCCCACCUCUGUCCCACUCUCGGCCGAGGGGUCCGGCCUCGGCUGUGCCACAUAGUGAAAGACGAGGGUGGCUUUGGCUUCAGUAUCACCCAAGGACAUCAGGGUCCUUUCUGGUUGGUGCUGAGCACUGGAGGGGCAGCUGAGCGGGCAGGAGUGCCCCCUGGGGCCCGGCUGCUGGAAGUGAAUGGGGUCAGCGUGGAGAAGUUCACGCACAGCCAACUCAGCAAGAAGCUUUGGCAGAGUGGCAAGCAGGUGACCCUGCUGGUGGCAGGGCCAGAGGUGGAGGAACGGUGUCGCCAGCUGGGAAUGCCCCUGGCUGCACCCCUGGCAGAGGGCUGGGCACUGCCCAGCAAGCCCCGCUGUCUGCAUCUAGAGAAAGGACCCCAGGGCUUCGGGUUCAUGCUCCGAGAGGGGAAGGGCCUUGACGGUCGGCCUGGUCAGUUCCUGUGGGAGGUGGACCCAGGACUGCCAGCGGAGAAGGCCGGGAUGCAGGCUGGGGACCGGCUGGUGGCUGUGGCUGGGGAGAGCGUGGAAGGGCUGGGCCAUGAAGAGACAGUGUCCAAGAUCCGGGCACAGGGCUCCUGCGUCUCGCUCAUUGUCGUCAACCCCGAGGCUGACCGCUUCUUCAACAUGGUUCGCUUGUCCCCCCUUCUCUUCUUGGAGAGCACAGAGGCUCCUGACUCUCCCCAGGAUACCGGCUCAGCCUCUCUGGUUGAGACCAAGGACCCACCAGUUGAAGACACAACCGUCCCACGCGGCUUCCGCCAGUGCUUCCUGUACCCUGGGCCCGGUGGUGGCUAUGGCUUCCGACUCAGCUGUGUGGCCAAUGGGCCUCAUCUCUUCAUCUCCCAGGUGACCCUAGGAGGCUCAGCUGCCCAGGCAGGACUGCAAAUGGGAGAUGUGAUUCUGGAGGUGAACGGGUAUCCCAUGGGCGGAGAGAAUGACCUGGAAAGACUUCAGCAGCUGGCUGAGGCGGAGCCACCCCUAUGCCUGAAGCUGGCGGCCAGAUCUCAGCAGGGCUUGGAAGCCUGGAUUCCCCCAGGGUCUGGAGAGGACUGGGCUGUAGCCUCAGAUCUACUGUAG